GGAACUGUGCCUCACUUCCGCCUGUGGUGGUCUGACAUGCUAACAGCUGUUAGCCGCUCGCUCCGUGCGGAGAAGGAGGAGGAUGAUGGAGGAAGAUGACUUCAGGUGUGUGGAGUGUAACGAGAAGGCGUCGGAGUUACACAGAGAUUACAGUAACGGCAUCCUGAAGAUUACCAUCUGUGGGUCGUGCCAGAAGCCUGUGGAUAAGUACAUUGAGUAUGACCCUGUCAUCAUCCUGAUUGAUGCCAUCUUGUGCAAGACUCAGGCCUUCAGACACAUUUUGUUCAACACACGCUUGAAUAUCCACUGGAAGUUGUGUGUGUUCUUCCUGUUGUGUGAUGCGUACCUCAGGUGGUCUCUGCUCCACGUCUCCGAGCCGAGCAGUGACCCCGCUGACAUCAUUAGAUACACCAAGGAAUGGGAGUUCUACGGCAUGUUUGGAUUGGCCGCCCUCGAGCUGAUGGCGUUCUGUGGCGGCGUGCUGGCGUUCCUCUGGGCGGUGGGUCGGCUGCAGGGCGGGACCCUCGAGCUCAGCCUGCUCCUCAGAGCUCUGCUGCUGUCCUGCUACGGCAAGGUCCUCCUCAUCCCCGCUGUCAUCUGGGAGCAUGACUACUCCCCGCUCUGCCUGGGCCUCAUCAAACUGUUUGUGCUCACCUCAAACUCACAGGCUAUCAGAGUGAUCCUGAACAGCAGGAGACGUCUGUCAUUGAUGGCCGUGUGUCUAGGCCUGCUGUCGGAGACCUGCGUGGCUCAGGCUUAUAAAAAGCUUCCAUGGAGCUUCCAGGACAUAGUUGACGUCUGACUGUGACACCCGGACUCACAUCACUUAUCUCAGGGAUGAUCAAAUGAUCCAGGACGCCAACCUGUGCCAGAGAAGGGUGUUUUUUUUACUGAACCUUGACUUUCAUGUGAAGUCUCAAGGAGAGCAGCAGAAGAGAUGUUAUUUCUUCUGUACUCUUUAUUUUGCAGGGAUGACAAACGAGGAGGAGGUGGCGGCGUCCCUCCUCUUGUUUUUCACUUUAGUUUUAAAUUGCACAACAAGCUCCUGACUUAAGAAUCCUGAGAUUUUGAUUUGAUUACAUUAUAAAGAGUCCCAGCGAGGAGCUGCAGCAUGGGAACAUCCCCUGAUCUAAAUUACACUCAUUCCCAGGGCCGCUCUCUAAUCAUGCCACAAACACAGACCCUGAGGUUGUAAUUUGACAAGAAGUUCUUCUCUGUUUGGACACUCUUCACAUUCUUUGGCUCAUUGGUGAAAUACUUACUUUAACUCACACGAACACACAGAAACACACGGGUAUAUUGUCAUGUGGAUGACUGGAUGAAUAAAGGACAGAUAAGUGACUUCUUAUUAUUUAUUACAAUGUUCAAAAUUAGUGAUAAUGGUGAUAUAUUAUAUCAGUUAAUCAUUUAGUCUAUAAAAUGUAAGAGAAUGAUGCUCCUUACAAUUCCCAAGAGGCAAAGGGACAUUUUCAAGUUGCUCGUUUUGUCCAAAAUAUGUAAUUUCCAUUGAUAUGAAACAAAUAAAAGCAGCAAAUCCUCAUUUUUGAUAAGUUGUAACCAGAAAAUGACGAUUAUUAAUGCUCAAAACUGCUGAUCAUCGAGUCAUCCACCCACUGUUUCAGUUCUAAACAUUAUUUGAUUGGAUGCUUUUCGUGACAAACUAAUUUCAAAUCACCAGAAUUAUACCUGCUGUAUGUUUUUCUCACGUAUUCUUUACACACGGAAACACACAGGUUAUAUUGUCAUGACUGUUGUCAUCAUGUAGCACUUUAACUCACCACUGAAACCGAAACUAAUGAAAUCACUGGACAUAAAUUGCAAAUUAAGGUGGGCUCUGACAUUUAUUUGUUCCAGGUUUUACAGAAUGUUGAGUGAAAUCCAUGAAGCUAGCCUCAGUCCCUGGAGUCUGUAAACAGAGCACUGUUCAAUCAGUAAAACAAACGUCUGAGGUCGACCAAUUGUCUGUGGAAUGAGGAGAAUUUAUUCUCUUACCUACAGUAUGAAGGAACAGCUGAGCCAGCCUCGGCCUCCGGGAGUCUUUGCCGUGAAGCCGGACACGUAACGAGAGGAGGCGAGGCUGGAUUCUUUCUGAAUAAAACCAUCUGUGUCAGCCCUGCUGACUGACGACGCAUCCUGCCAGAUCUAAUGAUAUCCUCACAAACGAGAUCACAGACAAUGUCAUUUACAACUGCUGCACGCUGCAUCAAUUUAUCAUCAAAUUAACAGCAUAUACAGAUCUGUUCUGUCUGAUAUAACUCCUGUCCCUUUUCUUAACAUUGUGACUUGUCCUCUGUGUCGUCUCUUUGGUGUUUGUCUUCAUUAUAUGCCUACAUUUUACUCCUUCUACCAUCUGCCUUACUAUGAAGUCUGAACUGUCAUAAUAAAUUGACUUACAAUUGCAGUUAUGUAUGCAUUCUAAGGUUUUCUCACCUCCUGAAUAUUUGUUGUUGUUCUUGCACAAAGGUCCCAGCUGUGCAUGAAUACUUCUAAAAGUGAUGAUACAUCAAUGUUAAAACUCAUUUUGCUCCUUUAUAUCUUGUCAAAAGAUGUGAAGCUGUUGUUUUACCCACAGAGGAAAGAUUUUUUUCACUCAUCCUCCUGAAUAUUUGUUGUUCUUGCACAAAAGUGCUGUAUUAAGAAGUUUCACAUCAGAGAACAUAUCCUAAGUAUUCAAAGCACUUUUAUUUGAACUAAACAAUGUUUAAAAAUUAAUGACAUUAUAGGCAAGCCCUGAGAUUUGGCACAGACUUAUUCCUCUGUGAUAGAUUAUGUAAAACAAACUUGUAGAGCGAGUUUGUGAUGAGCAGCAGAGAAAUGCUGUGGAUGAAUGUUGCACUCUGAACUC
Molecule: messenger RNA, 2845 nt
Organism: Larimichthys crocea (large yellow croaker)
Lineage: Eukaryota; Metazoa; Chordata; Actinopteri; Sciaenidae
Gene: arv1
Product: ARV1 homolog, fatty acid homeostasis modulator
Exons: 5
Coding region: 83-802 (239 amino acids)
Biological process (GO): intracellular sterol transport; regulation of plasma membrane sterol distribution; sterol metabolic process
Cellular component (GO): Golgi apparatus; cortical endoplasmic reticulum
Source: RefSeq, a predicted model, not a curated record